Messenger RNA from Raphanus sativus (radish), 1025 nucleotides. RefSeq lists its product as uncharacterized. The record is from RefSeq and is a predicted model, not a curated record. The coding region runs from base 142 to 873 and encodes 243 amino acids. The transcript is spliced from 2 exons. Lineage: Eukaryota; Viridiplantae; Streptophyta; Magnoliopsida; Brassicales; Brassicaceae.
UCUACCAUUAUACAUCCUCCUUAACUUUUCCUUUUCCAUGUUCAAAUGAAUCCAAUUCCAAAAGAGCUUCUCUCUUUCGCCUAUAUAAUCCCAACCCAUUUCAUAUAACGUCAAAAAAGAAACAUUAUUGGGUUUCAUUAAAUGAAGACAAAACAAAUGGGUUUUACUAAAGAUCAAGAUCGGUUCUGUUCCACGCCUAAGCUUCCUCUGUUUUCAUAUCCAACGAACAUGCCAUACGAAACUCCGGGACUAGCUACACCGCCCGUUAACAUCGGCGGAUCUGUUCCUUUUCUAUGGGAAGAAGCUCCGGGAAAGCCAAAGGCUCGUUCUUCCGUUAGAAAACCGCCGAGGUCGAAUCGUACCGGAGAGAAAAGAGGAGCCGUGAGAAGCUUGGACCUUCCUCCGAGACUCCUUUUACGACCCGAGGAGCCUUGCAAAUCGUUUACUGCAGACGAGCCUUCUCCGACCACUGUUCUAGACGGUCCGCACGAUUUGCGUCGUCGUGCGCUGUCGCUUCCGAGAUCAGCGUAUGUAGUCAGGAAGUUGAGAGGUGUUCCGGCGCCGGCGCCGGCGAAGGAGAAGAGACUGUUUGGAUCGAGUAGAUGGGGAAGUUUCGAGAAAUGCAGAGAGGCGUCCGAGGGUAUAUUUGACUUUUCACGUUUUAGAGACGGCGGAUGUGAUUACCGGAGGGAUUGGACCGGAGGAGGAAGUGAUUUCUCCGGCGACGGCGGCACAAAAGUGAAACUUUUUAGACUAAAAAGGAAAGGAAACCUUUUUAACCUCUCUCAUGCAACAAAGUCAGAGUUCUGGGGAAGGGUUUACGAAGGGUUUAAGCAAGCGAUUCCAUGGAGGCGUAAGCAAGAGAAUCUGUAGAGGAUAAAUGAUUCCACUAUUAACAUCGAAUAUCUCUUAAACUUCUAAUUCUAUACUAGCUGAUUUACUGAUUCAUUUGUCUUCUAUUGUUUAUCAUACUUUAUUUAUAUUAUAGAAUAUGUCACUGAAAUCUAGUCUCUUAAACAGGUAAA